AUUUCAAUGUCUCGUUGCAUGCGGUCGUGUGAAGUUUGGGGACGGUGCUCUGAUUGGUCGGGGAUGAGGGGGCUUCCUUAUUAGGACAUCGAACACAGAGCGCUCCCCAAGGAAGCCACUGGGCCGAUUUGUCGAAUUUUUGGGUUCAGCCUGGACAGAGUGAGGCCACCAGUCCUCUUAAAUACCCCAAGCCUCGUCUCUUCUUCCUUCAUCUCCCGUCCUCUCUUCCGUUUCUUUUCCUUACACUCAUCUCCCUCCCUUCAAAAUGUCCGCAAAGCCUAUUAGGGAGUACGAUGCUAAGCUUUUGCUGGCCUACUGGCUCGAGCGGGCACCCGCAGUCGACCAGAAUGCCCAGAUCAAGACUAACCUCGCCUACCCUGCUCCUAAAGUCGCUCAGAUCCAAUGGGAUCCCGAGACCAACGCCAUCACCCCCGACUCUAAGCUCCCGGGUUGGGUCUUCAACUCUAAACUUGUAGCCAAGCCCGAUCAGUUGAUCAAGCGUCGCGGUAAGGCUGGUUUGCUUGCUCUCAAUAAGACCUGGGACGAGGCAAAGGACUGGAUCAUUCAGCGAGCUGGAAAGCCUCAGAAGUGCAUAUAUUCACUCUUAAAGCGCGUCAUCCUCGUGGUACGGAGCGCGUCUGUACGCGUCGAGUCCGUAACCGGAACUCUGAACACUUUCAUCGUUGAGCCCUUCCUCCCUCACCCCUCCAACACCGAAUACUACGUCUGCAUCACCUCCGCCCGUGAGGGUGACUCCAUUCUCUUCACCCAUGAAGGUGGUGUUGACAUUGGUGAUGUCGAUACCAAGGCACUCACCCUUAACAUCCCCGUCGGCGAGCCUUUCCCCUCGCGCGAGACAAUUGCAUCCACUCUCCUCAUCCAUGUUCCCGCCGCCAAGAAGGACACUCUUGUCGACUUCCUCAUACGCCUGUACUCUGUCUACGUCGACCUCCACUUUGCUUACCUCGAAAUCAACCCGCUAAUUGUUCUUGAUGGUGUCAAUGGUGGCGAGCCAUCCAUUUACUAUCUUGACAUGGCCGCCAAGCUUGACCAAACUGCUGAGUCAAUAUGCGGACCAAAGUGGGCCAUUGCUCGUGACUUGUCCGUCUAUGAUGCUGGAUCGCAAGCGACCACGAGCAAGGGCAACGCUGUUUCUGCUGAUCGUGGACCUCCGAUGGUCUGGCCUGCACCUUUUGGACGUGAUUUGACCAAGGAGGAAGCAUACAUCCAGAAGCUUGAUGCAUCCACUGGUGCCUCACUCAAGCUUACCGUCCUCAAUGCCGAGGGUCGCAUCUGGACCAUGGUUGCUGGUGGUGGUGCUUCCGUCGUUUAUUCCGAUGCUAUCGCUGCACACGGAUUCGCUCAUGAGCUCGCUAACUAUGGUGAAUACUCUGGAGCCCCGACUGAGGGACAGACUUACGAAUAUGCAAAGACUAUCGUCGACCUCAUGACCCGCGGCACUCCUCGUCCGGAUGGCAAGAUCCUCAUCAUUGGUGGUGGUAUUGCCAACUUCACCAACGUCGCGGCUACCUUCAAAGGUAUUAUCCGUGCCUUGAAGGAGUACAAGGCUCCUCUUAUUGCUCACAACGUCCGCAUCUAUGUCCGUCGUGGAGGUCCUAAUUACCAGGAGGGUCUCAAGGCGAUGCGUCUCUUGGGCGAGUCAUUGGGAGUCCCUAUCAAGGUUUAUGGUCCCGACACUCAUAUCACCGAGAUCGUCCCUCUUGCUCUUGGUAUCAAAUCUACUCACAAGAACGCUAUCCACUCCAUUCCUCCCACGCCCGCCGUUCCCGGAUCGCCCAAGGUGUCUGCCACUGUCCCCGGGGAAGCUGAUGCUGUCGUAGGCGCCAUUCACCGCGACGGUGAGCGUACCCAGGCGAACGACCAGAUCGUACAUUUUGACACCGUGGAGAAAUCUUCAACGCGCCCGUGGUUCCGUCCUUUCGACGCCUCCACGCGCUCUUUCGUCUAUGGUCUGCAACCCCGUGCUAUUCAGGGUAUGCUCGACUUCGACUACUCCUGCGGCCGUGAUACUCCCUCUGUCGCUGCCAUGAUCUACCCCUUUGGUGGUCAUCACAUUCAGAAGUUCUAUUGGGGAACCAAGGAAACUCUCCUUCCUGUGUACACCAGCGUCGAGGAGGCUGCCAAGAAGCACCCUGAGGUCGAUGUCGUUGUGAACUUUGCCAGCUCUCGUAGUGUGUACUCAUCAACCUUGGAUAUCUUGAGGUUCCCCCAGAUUCGAAGCAUUGCCAUUAUCGCUGAGGGUGUUCCUGAGAGACAUGCACGUGAGAUCUUGCACUUGGCGAAGAAGAAGAAUGUCUUGAUCAUUGGUCCCGCUACCGUUGGCGGUAUCAAGCCUGGCUGUUUCCGUAUUGGCAACUCUGGAGGUAUGAUGGACAACAUUAUCGCUUCCAAGCUCUACCGUCCAGGAUCCGUCGGCUACGUCUCCAAGUCCGGUGGUAUGUCCAACGAGCUGAACAACAUCCUCUCGCUCGUAACCAAUGGUACCUAUGAGGGUAUCGCCAUCGGUGGUGAUCGCUACCCCGGCUCUACCUUCAUUGACCACUUACUGCGUUAUGAGGCUGAUCCCGACUGCAAGAUGCUCGUCCUGCUUGGUGAGGUUGGCGGUAUUGAGGAGUAUCGCGUCGUUGAAGCUGUCAAGAAGGGUAUUAUCAAGAAGCCUGUCGUUGCUUGGGCUAUCGGCACCUGCGCCAAGAUGUUCACGACUGAGGUUCAAUUCGGUCACGCUGGCUCCAUGGCUAACUCGGACAUGGAGACCGCUGACGCGAAGAACGCUGCUAUGCGUGCUGCUGGCUUCAUUGUCCCUGACACUUUCGAAGACCUUCCUCAAGUUCUCAAAGAGACUUACGAGCGAUUGCUUUCAACUGGUGCGAUUGUUCCCAAGCCUGAGCGCGAGCCUCCGGUUAUCCCUAUGGAUUACAAAUGGGCGCAAGAGCUUGGUCUCAUCCGAAAGCCUGCUGCAUUCAUCUCGACUAUCUCCGACGAGCGGGGACAGGAGCUCUUGUAUGCCGGUAUGCGUAUCACUGACGUCUUCAAGGAGGAUAUCGGUUUGGGAGGCGUCGUCAGUUUGCUCUGGUUCAAGAGGCGACUUCCUCCUUGGGCGACCAAGUUUAUCGAAAUGGUCCUCAUGCUUACUGCUGACCACGGUCCUGCCGUCUCUGGUGCGAUGAAUACUAUCGUUGCAACCCGUGCUGGCAAGGACCUCAUCUCAUCGCUCGCUUCUGGUCUGCUUACCAUUGGUAGCCGAUUCGGUGGUGCACUCGAUGAAGCGGCCUCGAUGUUCUCGAAUGCUCGUGAUACCGGUUUGACUCCUCGCGAGUUCGUCGACAACUGCCGAAAGGCUAACAAGCUCAUUUCUGGCAUUGGCCACAAGAUCAAGAGCGUCAACAACCCUGAUUUGCGUGUGGAGCUCGUGAAGGAAUACGUACGCAAGAACUUCCCUAGCCACAGUCUCCUCGACUAUGCCCUUGCUGUCGAGAAGGUGACGACUUCCAAGAAGGACACUCUGAUCCUGAACGUCGACGGGUGUAUCGCCGUUUGCUUCGUCGAUCUCCUUCGAGACAGUGGUGCCUUCACACCAGAAGAGGCUGACGAGUACAUCAAGAUUGGUACCCUGAACGGUCUUUUCGUCCUUGGCCGAUCCAUCGGUUUCAUUGGGCAUCACCUUGACCAGAAGCGUCUGCGCGCACCUCUCUACCGCCAUCCUGCGGACGAUAUCUUCAUCAACAUGGCGGACAUCUCUCAGCCAAGGGUGCUGGGCAAGAUGCAGUAAGAGCGGGGCGUACAUUCAUGGACGGUGCUUAGUUGUACAAUGACUGGAGACUGUAAAUAGACGAUUAUAAUGACACCAUAGACUGCUUUGCUUUUGCCAUCCCUGCUAUUUCUUGGCAGCGUGCAUUCCAGGAACGUUGUUCGGUUCGCGCCAAGUUCGCAGUUUGAGCGGGU
Messenger RNA from Somion occarium, 3963 nucleotides. The record is from the annotation of a GenBank genome assembly. NCBI's taxonomy places the organism in Eukaryota, Fungi, Basidiomycota, Agaricomycetes, Polyporales, Cerrenaceae.